Messenger RNA from Arabis nemorensis, 687 nucleotides. The record is from the annotation of a GenBank genome assembly. NCBI's taxonomy places the organism in Eukaryota, Viridiplantae, Streptophyta, Magnoliopsida, Brassicales, Brassicaceae.
AUGUUGAACUCAGGAACAAAAGAGCUUGAUAAAAUCCUAACAGUUGGGAGAACAGAGAAGACAUGCAGUGGGUUAGGAUAUCAAGGUUAUACUUUUCAAGAUAAAACUACAUUUGUUAGUAGUGGAAUUCUUCAAGAUGAGAAUCAUAUUCUAAAAACCAAGAGUGAUCAGAUCAAAAGCAGUCAAGAAAGAACACAGCAAACAAAUACAGGUUGUUUCUAUUGUGGUAAAUAUGGGCAUUACAAAGCUCACCUCAGCAACCUCCAUCCAAACAAAUACAGGUUGUUUCUUCUUAACAGAAUCAGUCAGCUUUGGAGACAGAAGAAGUUCACCUGGAAUGGAUGGAGGAAUCAAGUAUGGAUGAAGAAACGAGAUCUUUACGGAAGAUCAUAUUCUCAAGAGAAAGAGGAAGAGGAGAUAAGCGACCAUGUGACUCUUAGAAGAGAAGACGACGGCGAUAAUCGCUGGAAAAAGACAAACCUCAUAUUGAGAAAGUUUUUGCAUCUUUUGAAAUCGCGAUUGAAAGAGGCAAAAGAGCUUCGUGUGUUCGGGUACACGGACAUCUCGGUUAGUAUAAAAAUGGAGUCAAGAGCUCUGGAGAAUCUCAAAGAGAAAGACGCACCUAAGGUUAUCAGAAGGCUUAGCAUCAAAAUCCGUCGUGACAAAGAAAUUACUGGUCAGCGCUGA